UACUCUCCUCCAUCAUUUAAUUUCUUCAUGUCUAUCCGUCUCACAACAAUUAUAUAUAUAUAUAUAUAGAUAUAUGUAUAUAUAUUGACACAUACAUACAAUAUCCAAAAUCUAGAUUGAUAAUAAUCACAAGCUUAUCAAAUUAAUUAUAGUUCAAAGAUCUUACAAGCCAUCAAUGUCGCCAUCGGCUGCAAUGCUCAUACUUUCACAUCCUCUAGUUAGCCACAAAACUACAAAUCAGUCUCCAUCAUUGCCACCCGUCAAGCCGAGCCGUGUCUUUGAUCUUCUUUCGCCGUGGAAGUCAUCAGACAGUGAGGAUCGUGCGGGGGUUGGUCUCGGCUGGUUCUCCGGCGAUCCCGGUACACUAGAGAAGCGCUUCCAAGACGCUCUACAACUUAGCUGUUGGUAAUUUGUGCAAUGUCUGGUGAUGGUUUUACUGGUUGCUUUCACGUAAUUAAGUAUUUUAUUAUUGUCUUGAAAAUGAAAUUUAUGUAAAAUUAAUGGUUGAUUAUGUAAAGAUCGAACGAUAAAUAAAAUAUCCGCCUCAUCAG
Molecule: messenger RNA, 551 nt
Organism: Eutrema salsugineum
Lineage: Eukaryota; Viridiplantae; Streptophyta; Magnoliopsida; Brassicales; Brassicaceae
Exons: 1
Coding region: 176-409 (77 amino acids)
Source: RefSeq, a predicted model, not a curated record